AUGUCCGCAAUCAAGGACGCAUUGGCUUCGGCCGCAGAGGCCCUUCACAUCUCCAGCGACAAGAAGACGAUCGGCGGCGGUCCACCCGUCUACGUCGACGAAAAGGCUGGCAACGAUCAGACCGCAGAUGGUUCCAAGUCUUCGCCCUUCGCAACACCAUUAGCCGCUCUUCUCGCAAAGGGCCAAGACGCUUCCGUCUUCACCAAGAAGGCCGACGCUACUCCUGGUGAGGACGGCGUCGAUGCUGAUGGCUACGCUCCCAUCUCAGCUUCUGCUUCCAAGAAGGUCAGCAAGCUCUAUGCUACUGCGCUCAAGAAAAAGGAAAAGGCGAGCGAGCAGGCUGCCAAGGAUCAGGCAUCGGCUGCCAACGACGAGAAGAGGCUCGAAGAGAGCAAGAAGGUGAUUCUCGAAGAACCCUCUUCCUCGGCAAAGAAGAUCAAGAUCAACCAGGGAAGCAACUUCCGUGAUCAGCGCGUCAAGAUCAGCGGAUGGGUGCACCGUCUUCGUUCGCAGAAGGACCUCACUUUCAUCGUCCUCCGUGACGGUACCGGAUACCUUCAGGUCGUUCUCUCUGGCAAGCUCACCACCACCUACGACGCUCUUACCCUGACCACUGAGUCGACUGUCGAGAUCCAGGGUCAGCUCAAGGCGGUGCCCGAGGGCAAGACCGCUCCCGGCGGCCACGAGCUCGUUGCUGACUACUGGAAGUGCCUUGGCAAGGCUCCUGGUGGAGACGAGGCCUACACCAACGUCGUCGCCGAGACCGCCGAUCCCAACAGCUUGGCCGACCGUCGUCAUCUCGUCAUCCGUGGCGAGACCGCUUCCGCCGUGCUCAAGGUGCGCGCUGAAGUGCUCAAAGCUUUCCGUGCCGAGUUCGACAGCAUUGGAGUGACCGAAGUCACCCCGCCCUGCAUGGUACAGACUCAGGUCGAGGGCGGUUCCACCCUCUUCAGCUUCGACUACUACGGUCAGCCCGCCUACCUCACCCAAAGCUCGCAGCUCUACCUCGAGACCUGUCUCCCUUCGCUCGGCGACGUCUUCUGUGUCCAAGAGUCGUUCCGAGCCGAAAAGUCGCACACUCGUCGUCACCUGUCCGAGUACACGCAUCUUGAAGCCGAGCUUGCGUUUAUCUCGUUCGACGACCUGCUUGCGCAUCUGGAGCAGCUUAUUUGCGGUACGCUCUCGCGCGUCCUCGAGGACCCUCGCGCCAAGGCGUUGCUCGACCAGCUCAACCCCAACUUCCAGAUGCCCUCGCGCCCCUUCCGUCGCAUGGACUACAAGGAGGCCAUCCAGUGGCUCAACGACCACGACAUCCCCAACGAGGACGGUCAGCCGCACAAGAUCGGCGACGACAUCGCCGAGGCCGCCGAGCGCAAGAUGACCGACGACCUCAACGUGCCCAUCUUCCUCUGCGGUUUCCCGCGCGAGAUCAAGAGCUUCUACAUGAAGCGCACCGAGGGCGACGAGGGUUUCACGGAUUCGGUCGACGUUCUGAUGCCCGGUGUAGGCGAGAUCGUCGGUGGAUCCAUGAGGAUGGCCGACCAACACGAGUUGUUGGAGGCGUACAAGGCAGAAGGCAUCGACGCCGCCCCUUACUUCUGGUACACCGACCAGAGGAAGUACGGCACCUGCGAACACGGCGGUUACGGCUUGGGUGUCGAGAGGUUCCUGGCUUGGUUGACCAACAGGUGGACCGUCAGGGAGGCAAGUCUCUACCCGAGGUGGACUGGUAGAUGCACUCCUUGA
Molecule: messenger RNA, 1746 nt
Organism: Kalmanozyma brasiliensis GHG001
Lineage: Eukaryota; Fungi; Basidiomycota; Ustilaginomycetes; Ustilaginales
Product: OB-fold nucleic acid binding domain, AA-tRNA synthetase-type
Exons: 1
Coding region: 1-1746 (581 amino acids)
Biological process (GO): asparaginyl-tRNA aminoacylation
Cellular component (GO): cytoplasm
Molecular function (GO): ATP binding; asparagine-tRNA ligase activity; nucleic acid binding
Source: RefSeq, a predicted model, not a curated record